Messenger RNA from Cyanidioschyzon merolae strain 10D, 1581 nucleotides. RefSeq names its product chloroplast peptide chain release factor RF-2. The transcript has a single exon. Gene Ontology annotation, molecular function: translation release factor activity, codon specific. Gene Ontology annotation, cellular component: cytoplasm. NCBI's taxonomy places the organism in Eukaryota, Rhodophyta, Bangiophyceae, Cyanidiales, Cyanidiaceae. The record is from RefSeq and is a predicted model, not a curated record. Bases 1 to 1581 code for a protein of 526 amino acids. Gene Ontology annotation, biological process: translational termination.
AUGUUGGCGAGGGAGAGGCGCUGCUGCGCUGGAAUGUUCGCACCGCCCUGUCCAAGUGAUAGAGUGCUGGUAUCAAGCAACUGUGGCUUGAACUGUGCACAGCUCCACCAGCGGUUCGGAAAACAGCGCUCCGCGUUGAACUCGCGACGCUGGAGUCGACCACGCGGGCGAUGGGGCGGCAUCGCCCUGGGGAAACCCCGAUACCCGAAAGCGUUAGCGGCAAGCUGGGGUGCGAGCGGCCUUUGCGCAUGCUCUCAACCGAUACACCAGAGCGUUACCGCUAUUGGAGACCUUGCCCACGAGGUUUCGUCACUGCGCCAGUCUGUGCAGGAGCAGGUUCAUCGAACUUCAGAACUGCUGGACCUUGAAGCUCAGCGGAAACGGCUCAAAGAGCUCGAACGUGCAACACUCUCUCCUGAGAUGUGGAACGACGCGAAAGAGGCCCAGCGAAAACUUCGCGCACUCGCUCAUCAAAAGGCGCUUGUGGAGCGCGCUGAACGCUGGCUCCGAGCUGUUGCAGACGCCGAUUCCGUGGUGCAGCUCGCAACUGCCACCAUCGAAGAGUUGCAGGAACUGCCAGCCACGCACGAACCAGGAACCACUGGCGUACAGACGUCUGCCACCGCAAACCAGGACCUGGACGAUGUGCGAGUACUGCUCCAUGGGACCCUGGCGGAACUCGAACGCAUUGCAAGCGACCUGGGAAGCUUCGAGCUGGAACGACUCUUCUCCGGCCAAUACGAUCGGUUUGGAGCACGCGUCACCGUCCAGGCGGGCGCCGGCGGCACCGAUGCACAGGACUGGGCCGAGAUACUGCUGCGCAUGUACACACGCUGGUGUGAAAGAAAGUUUGGAAAUGCCGCAUCGGAGAGCGGUGGAACCAGUAAGGUUGUUCGUGUCUCCGACCUGUCACCAGGUGAGACGGCGGGCAUCAAGUCAGCCGUUCUGGAGGUGAACGCUCCGUACGCAUACGGCUAUCUGCGAUGGGAGAAGGGCACGCAUCGACUCGUUCGACAGUCACCAUUUAACGCGGAUGCGAAACGUCAGACGUCGUUCGCAGGGGUAGAGGUGCUUCCGAUUCUUGAAGACGAGGAGGAAGAGCUGCAGAUUCCGGACUCGGACCUGGAGAUUACGACGAUGCGAUCAGGAGGCAGCGGCGGUCAGAACGUGAACAAAGUCGAAACCGCUGUGCGCAUUGUACACAUCCCGACCGGUGUAUCUGUGCGCUGCUCGUCUGAAAGAUCGCAGUCGCAGAAUCGCACCAAGGGGAUGCAGAUUCUCAAGGCCAAGCUGCUCGUCAUUCGGGAGGAGCAGCGCAGCAGCCGCUGGGAGGAAAUUCGAGGCGAAGCCGUCGAAGCAGCCUGGGGUCAGCAGAUCCGUAAUUACGUUCUGCACCCAUACAAGCUGGUGAAGGAUCUGCGGAACGGUUGGGAAACCGGAAACGUGAGCGAUUUCUUGGACGGCGGACAGGAAAUGGAUCGCUGCAUCGAAGCGGUGCUUCGAGCGAGCGCAGCAGCAGCCGCGAGAUCAGUCUCAUCGGCUGGUGCCGGUGCGGGCUCGUCGUCGACAGCCCAGCAAUGA